This is a messenger RNA of Cajanus cajan (pigeon pea), 4563 nucleotides long. RefSeq names its product BTB/POZ domain-containing protein. Gene Ontology annotation, biological process: protein homooligomerization. Gene Ontology annotation, molecular function: protein binding. The record is from RefSeq and is a predicted model, not a curated record. NCBI's taxonomy places the organism in Eukaryota, Viridiplantae, Streptophyta, Magnoliopsida, Fabales, Fabaceae.
AAUGAAAGAGUGAGUGGUGGUGCAUGAUUAAAUGUAUAUCCCUAACACGUUCAAGUUGCGUUCCGGCAUUGACAAGUGACAAAAACAAGAAACAAAGAGACAAAGAAGCUGCUACUGUAAUGUAAGUAAUAAAAAGCGUUGAAAAAAAAGAAGAGAAGUGUCACCUGGUUGGGAUCCCCUUGUGAUGGAAGAAGAGAGCACUUCAGCGGAAUCCAACGCGCCGAGCGAGCGCGUCAAGCUAAACGUCGGCGGAAAGCUCUUCGAGACGACGCUGACAACGCUCCGCUCCGGCGGCCCAGACUCACUCCUCUUCGCCCUCUCCAACCGCCGCUCCGCCAACCCCAGCCCCGUCUUCAUCGACCGCGACCCCGAGAUCUUCUCCGUCCUCCUCUCCCUCCUCCGCACCUCCCACCUCCCCUCCACCGCGCGCCGCUUCUCCAAGCAGGAGCUCGCCGAGGAGGCCCUCUUCUACGGCAUCGACGCCCACCUCCGCGCCGCCACCGCCCCUCCUCCGUUCUUCGGCAUCGACGCCGCCCUCGCCGCCUCCAUCCGCCCCGCCUCCGAGGGCCUCCCCUCCUCCUUCGCCGCCGCUGACUCCGGCGCCGUCUGGAUCGCCCACGGCGGCCAGAUCUCCGGCUACGACUCCAACCUCACCCACUCCGCCACCGUCCGCACGCACCUCGACGACAUCGACUCCAUCUGCAAGGUCUGGCCGGAGAUCGCCGCCGUGGGCUCCACCUCCGACGCCGGCCUCCACUUCUACAACUUCUCCGGCAGCCGCCACGUCGGAUCGGUCCACUGGACCGAUCCCUUGGAUCCUCGAAUCUUCAAAGCGCGCGUCAAUUCGAUAACCGCGUCGGAGAAUUCGGUUUUCGCGUCUUUCGAUUGUCCUCACAGAGAGAAUUGUAUUCUCGAAGUGGACAAGGCGAGGCUUCAGAUUAAUUCGCAGUUAGGUCGCCAAUCGGGGAACCAGGCGAAGAACAUCGUUCCCGGGAAGCUGACGUGGAUUCCGGCGACCGGAGUUCUCGUCGGAAGCGCGGUCACCGGCGGCGCGUUCGGUUACUCCGGCUACAUUCGGUUGUGGGACCCGAGGUCCGGGGAGGUGGUUUGGGAGACGCACGAGCCUGGCUCGGGACGGAGCAGCAGGUUCGGGGAUUCGUUUGCUGACGUGGAUGUUGACGUGGAGGGGUUGUUGCUUUUUAAGCUGUGUUCCAAGUCGGGGGAUUUGGCUAUGGCGGAUAUGAGGUUUUUGAAGGAGGAUCCUUGGGUUUAUUUGAAGGAGAAGAACCCUAGUUUGGUGAGUUAUGGUGAAGUGAGGAAUAGUGUGGUGCAUUGUUAUAAGGGGCAACUCUUUGUGGCUAGAGAAGGAGAGUUAGAGGUUUGGUCCAGGGUAGAAAGUGGUGAUGUUGAAAGUGAGAGUGAUGAUGCUGAGAGGUUUUAUAGGAGGAAUUUUGUGGAUAAGAGGGAGGAUUCAGAGAGAGGGGUUAUAAAGAAGAUUGAAGGUGGUGGGGAUAGGUUGUUUGUUAGUAGGGAAGAUGUUGAGGGUAUUGAAGUAUGGGAGAGCUCUCGUUCUGCUGGAGCUAUUUCUGUUUUGUGACACGGGAUAGACAAAGUUUUAGUUAGGUUGGGCCAUAAUUGUUGUCAGAAUUACAAGAAUAAAAUGUAAUUUGUUUUUUGUAAACCAUAAUUUGAUGCAACUUUGUCUGUGUCAGGAGAUGCAUUAUCAUGGUGAUAGUUCUGUUGUUUUUGGUUCAUUUCCUGUCAAUGUAAUGUUCUUAUCAAUUAACCUUUAGGACAAGUGCAUGCAUUAAUAUCAAUGCAAACUUUUUUUCUUUCUUCUUGAUUUUACUUUUCUGCAAAUGCCUCACUGAACUUUCUUUGCCCUCUAUUGUUGUUUUUGCUGCAUUUUGUUAACUAUGUCAUCUUAAUAGAUUAUUAUUAUACUUUUGUGAAGUCCUAUUCUUCUCGAAAGAGCUCCUCUUCUCCAUUCUUCCACUAUGGUCAUUUAAUUUUAUUUCAUGAUGAAAGCCUCAGAUUAAUGUGGUUUGUUUCAGUUAUGAACUCCCUUUUAUUCAUUGGACUAUUGGCUGAUUAUUAAGUUUGGAGUUUCACUAACCUUAGUUCCCAGGAUCUCCAAUUUCAGGUAAGCUUCCAUCAUGUGUAUAAUUACUAGUAAUUUGUCAAUAUUUGUUGAUUGUCAUUCCUAAACAUUUUAUGUAUGGAUGUUAUCAUUCAAAUAUGUAAAUACUUCAUUUAAUAUUAAUUACAUAGAAUUUGCCAUUCUGCGUUAAGAUGGGAUGUGUGGAUAGGACAUAGUUUUCAGUCCCAUUAUUUCAUUACUACUCUCCCAUGCUUUUUCAAUUAGCUGAUUGCUUAUUUCUGGUCAUAUAUCCUAUAUUUUUAUUUCCUGUACCAAGCCAUUGUUUACUGAUAUGAUCAAGAAAUAAGAACAUUAGCAUGUUUAUGUGCUCUAUAGUUUCUGUUAUACUCACUAUCUGAAGUCUGAAGUCACUAGCUGUGCAAUGUACUUCUAUUGAUACCAUUAGGACAGUUUAGAUGCCUAGAGCAAAUAACCAAAUGAAUCAUCAGAUCAUUAUGCGCGUUCAGUUAGCAACUUGAGAGAUUAACUUAAAAUUAUAAGAUCAAAACUGUCUUUGAAAUUACCACUACUCUGCAAUCACUACGAUAUGCCCCGUCAUUCAACUCAGUUUGCAAACUUAGGCUUACUCUUGGGUCUUAGUUUGUCUGUUUCCUUGCAUCUGAAACCUAUAACCCAAACUCUCUUAUUCUUGGGGUGAGUUUUGUUGAUAGGUGCUUGCUGGAGCAACAGGGUUAAGGCUGAGUCCUUCCAAUACAGGUAAGCUGCUUCUGCUUCUUGACUUGCAUGUGAUACCAAUUUGUUUCCUCCUAAUAUCUGAAUGAGCUAAUUAUUUUUCAAGAUUUAUUUCCAAGUUAUUAACUUUAUGGAGAUUUUGGCUGCCGUAGAAAUGUAUCUUAGUCUGUCUGUAUGACAGGCUUGAGACCCUUCCACUUUUUGGCUGGUUUUUCUCAUCUCGUGUGGUGAUCUUUGGUUCAUCGCAGUUGAAUUUGAUCUGGACCCAAUGAAUGUCUGAAUUCUAGAAUUGGGCCUUGCUGUAAAUUUUAGUUUUUUUUUUUAAAUCUCCAUUAAGAAAUAGGGUUUUCACUCUGGUGAUUCCUGGAAGAAAAACUGUAUUUUGAAUUUGAGAGAAAAUAUUGUUAAUAGCAUAAGGAUAAUUUGCGACUUUGGUUGGAUUUGUAAAUUUGUUAAGGAGUGAUGGGCCUUUUUGUUGUUUGUUGUAAGGAAGGUGAUUGAAUUUUUGUAAACUUGUACUUGGUAUUUAUGAAGGGUUCACUCCUAGAAGUGUGAGCUGAGAUGGUUAUGGUAUCAACUCAAAUAGCAGGAGCUCAUCAGCCUCCAGAUUCCCAUGACUGUUUGGAGUGAGAUAUUAUAAUCUUCCAAUUUGAAAAGCUUCUGCCACAAUGAGCUCAGAAUGGCCACAAGAAAUUUUUGUCCAGAUAGUGUUUUAGUUGAGGGUGGAUUUGGUUCAAUUUUUAAGGAUUGGAUUGGUGGAACUCUUCCCUCAAAGCUCCAAACGAGUUUCUCCUCCCUAUGGACUAGAUAGAGGCACUCUCCUUCUAUGAUGACUCCAUUGAUCGGCUUGCCAUAGCUAACAUAAACAUUUUCCAAAGUCGGAGGUGCAGCUCGCACAAUUGGGCACUAAGGUCACCAAUUCUCAAGUACAACCAAGGAGGAAUAGAAUCAUUGUGAGAAACCAUAAAUCGACCCACCUAACUCUUAGACCACCACCUCCAAAGCCAACAGAGUCAGAUACUUUCAUUCGGAGAAAUGAGUUCUCAGCAGUUGUUAAGUUCUCGUUUACUGACAGCCUGGCUGCGAUUCCAUCGCAGAAGCCACUACCUCCACCACCAUUCCAUUUCCUCAGUUUCCACCAUACCAAUCUGCUGCUCGAUCUCUCGCACCCACACUCUCAUCCACUACCAAAAAGCAAAAUUAGUGUGAUUGCCAUCAAUACCCCAAUUGAUCCAUUAUUCUCCAGCUAUGGAUAUGCUAUGAAUGUUCCUGAUAGGAAGGACCACACUCCACAUUUGAAAGUGGUAAUGGGAGUAAAUGCAGUCAUUUGUGCAUUUCUGAUUUCCUGUUGUGCUCAAUCUCAACAGUGGGACCCAGGUGUGUUAUCUUCUUCAAUGGGAAGGUCAACAUGAACGAGAGAUCCCUUGGACAAAGGAAAUUUGAGUUUUUCGAGGUUUUGUCAUUUUCUUAAAUUUCUAGCAAAUCUCCUCUCUUUAUAGGGUAUCUUUUUCCUCAUGGGACCCAUCUCUAUUUACCCUCAAAUCCUCACAAAUCACUCUCCCAAACAACCUAACCUUUUUCAAUUCUCUACAAAUCAUCCCUCGUUUCUUCUAAUCUACUCUAAAUCAUGUCUCCCAAACACACUCUAAGGGCAAGGUUGAUUUUGAAGAGUGAGUAAUGAUUUGCAUCACCAAACCAUAGCUGAAACAAGCUCUACAGUUGAGUCACUA